This is a messenger RNA of Syngnathus typhle (broad-nosed pipefish), 1077 nucleotides long. RefSeq names its product G protein-coupled receptor 185 b (gene gpr185b). The transcript is spliced from 2 exons. Gene Ontology annotation, molecular function: G protein-coupled receptor activity. NCBI's taxonomy places the organism in Eukaryota, Metazoa, Chordata, Actinopteri, Syngnathiformes, Syngnathidae. Gene Ontology annotation, cellular component: membrane. The record is from RefSeq and is a predicted model, not a curated record. Gene Ontology annotation, biological process: G protein-coupled receptor signaling pathway. Bases 1 to 1077 code for a protein of 358 amino acids.
AUGAGGACGAGAAGCCUUCCGAUGGAAGCCUUUAUCGCCAUGACCCUGUCGUUGACGGCGACCACCGCGAGUGGCCUCAACUCCUCCUCCCCCCUGGACUCGUCCACGCCCUCGUGGUCGUGGUGGGGUCUCUCGGAGGAAGCGUCCAACUUUUCCUCGGAGCCGACGGUGCAGAUGAGCCCCGAGCUGCGGCCGGCUGGCCCGGAGGUGAGCCCGUGGGACGUGGUGCUGUGCGUGACGGGCACCCUCAUCUCCUGCGAGAACGCGCUAGUCAUCGCCGUGCUUUUCUACACGCCUACGCUGAGGGGGCCCACCUUCAUCCUGAUCGGCUCACUGGCGGUGGCCGAUCUCUUGGCCGGCCUGGGCCUCAUUCUCAACUUUGUCUUCACCUACCUGGCUGACGGGUCGCCGGAGCCGGUCGGCCUGCUGUCAGCGGGACUGCUGCUGUCGGCCUUCUCGGCGUCCGUCCUCAACAUCCUGGCCAUCACGGUGGACCGCUACCUGUCGCUGUACAACGCACUGACCUACCACACUGAGCGGACGCUGACCUUCACCUACGUGAUGGUGCUCAUCAUCUGGCUGUCGUGCGUGAUGCUGGGCCUGCUGCCGGCGCUGGGCUGGAACUGCCUGCGAGACGAGACGGCGUGUAGCAUCUGCCGGCCGGUCACCAAAAGCAACGCCGUGGCGCUCGCCGUGGCCUUCCUGCUGGUCUUCGGUCUCAUGAUGCAGCUCUACCUGCAGAUCUGCAAGAUCGCCUUUCGCCACGCGCAGCAGAUCGCCGUGCAGCAACAGUUUGUGGUCAUCUCCACCACCAAGGGCGUCUCUACGUUGUCGGCCAUCUUGUGUGCCUUCGGGGCGUGCUGGCUGCCGUUUGCCAUGUACUCCAUCGUGGCCGACUCCAGCUACCCGGCCGUGUACACCUAUGCCGCGGCGCUGCCCGCCACCUGCUGCUCCGUCAUCAACCCCGUCAUCUACGCCUUUCGAAACCCGGACAUCCAGAAAUCGCUAUGGAUGGCCUGCUGCGGCUGCGUCCCGUCCAACCUCUCGCUCAGACCGCGGGCCUCCAGCGACGUGUAG